Molecule: messenger RNA, 2880 nt
Organism: Ipomoea triloba (trilobed morning glory)
Lineage: Eukaryota; Viridiplantae; Streptophyta; Magnoliopsida; Solanales; Convolvulaceae
Product: pentatricopeptide repeat-containing protein At4g18975, chloroplastic
Exons: 13
Coding region: 142-1026 (294 amino acids)
Molecular function (GO): protein binding
Source: RefSeq, a predicted model, not a curated record
CGUCUCUUUCCCUCGCAAAAUGUAAGCCAUUGAACUGCAGAUGUCAGAAACUGCAUCCCUUGGUCUUCUCUCCAGCUUCAAGGGGAUAUCAGAUAUGCGUGCGCUUCUUCCGCAUAAUUUCUUGAAUUAGAAAACUAGAGUAUGAUGUCUAGGGGUUGUGCUUAUACAUUUCCUAACCAAUUUUCAACACUAAUACAAAAGCAGAUUUCAGGUGUUAGAGUGGAUGGUUUGCUGCAAAUCCAGUUCUUGAAGUACCAUGCUCCUAGGAAGAAAGCUGUGAAGUUUGCAGUGUCAGCUGAAAAGGUAAUUGGUACGCCACCAGUCCACAUAACCCGUAGUCAAAGUGAACGAUCUUUGACUAGAUCAAAUACUGGUGAGAAGAAACUACUUCAGAGAAAAGGAAAGAAAGAACACCAUUUAUGGAAGAAAAGAGAUUCUGCUGGGUCUGGGCAGAAGGCACUCAAUCUUGUUAGGAUUAUCUCAGGACUUCCAGAUGAGAAGAAUGUUGUUUAUGCUGCACUAGAUAAAUGGGUAGCAUGGGAAACUGAGUUUCCGGUGAUUGCAGCAGCUAAGGCCUUAAGAAUAUUAAGGAAACAAAACCAGUGGAGACGACUAAUCCAGGUGGCCAAGUGGAUGCUGAGCAAAGGUCAAGGAGCAACUAUGGGUACCUAUGAUUUGCUUCUGCUGGCAUUUGAUAUGGAUCAGAGAGUAGAUGAGGCAGGGAUGUUAUGGAAUAUGAUCCUAAAUACACGCACCCGCUCUAUCUCAAAAUGGCUGUUUUCUAGAAUUAUUUCAUUGUAUGAUCACCAUAAUAUGCCGGAUAAGAUCAUAGAGGUAUUUGCAGACAUGGAAGAAUUGGCAGUAAAACCGGAUGAAGAUACUGUUAGAAGAAUUGCUCGAGCUUUCCACACAUUAGGUCAAUUAGACAAGCAGAAGAUGGUUCUGAAAAGGUAUCAGAGGAAAUGGAAAUAUAUUCACUUCAAUGGUGAACGUGUUAGGGUGAAAACAGAUAAAUGGGAUGAAUGAAGUAGUUGCGACUCCUAACACCAUCGGUGUUGAGUUUAAAGCCUUCAGGAAUAGUGAGAGUAGAUUAGUAUUGUACUUGUGAGAUUUACCUAAUGUGUUGUUCAUAUCAUACUUGGAUUUGAGUAAUAAAGUCGAACCUUUUCUAGAAUUGGAUCUUUCUUAUGUUGACAUUUCAGACUAUAUCUGUCUAAUGAGAAUCCAAGGUGGUAAAAAAAAGCCUGAGAUCUAAAUGUCAUAUGCUAAAAACUAUGCCAAUGACACUGCAAUGGGACUUUUAACAGUAUGGAGUCCAUCAUUCCAGGAUGGGAGGAGAGAUUUCAACAGAGAAUCCCAAUGGAGGCUGAACUCUAGCAAAGUAAAGACUUCUGUCACUGCCAACAUUUGUGACGGUUCUCUUGGCAGUCACUCUCCCUUCGAGUUUGGGAAUGGCAACGGAGGGAUAGUUGAGGUUGGAAGGUGAAGGAGCAUGCUCGGGGCACUUGAAGGAUGGGACGACGCCCUUCACUCCAUACGCACAAAGGAAGAGAAGAUAAUCAGUGUAUGAGGCGUCGUAAACCAGUCCAGGAUCUGCAGCUUUGGAUGGCCUAAAAUGUCCUCCCCCGAAUUGGAAUGGAUCUGCUGGGGAGCCGUUUGCAUCAGUUAUUUGCUUUCCCACGUUGUUUCGCAACCCAGCUGCAUUCAUGUAGAAACAUCAACUCUAAGCACAAGCACUGCUCCAGUCAGGAUGAAUGGCCUUGAGAAGUGCGGUGGCUCCACCUACAUGGGGGCAAGACAUGGAAGUUCCCGACAAGAUAUUAUACUUCACCACUCUGUGAUCAAUAUCGAGCUUUGUAGGUGAUGAUCCUUCACUCCACGCAGCCAAUAUAUUCAGCCCAGGCGCAGUUAUAUCCGGCUACAUACAAGAAUCUCAUCAGAGAACAUAAAAGCAGAACCGAAUCAACAAGAACUGUGUGAGCGGGGAAGAUAUAGGCUUUCGGCUCCUUCGAAGACUCAAUGUACUCGAGAAUUUGCUGUGCAGUUUCAUAGUCCACUGCAGUGGCUGGAAGGAGAUGAGCAUCAGCUGCGAGUUCAGCUCCGUUCGCUUUGCUGUUUCCGAGUGACAGUGAAUCUGGUAGACAUUGCCUGCAAAAUCCCAAUCAUCAGAACAAGUAUGAAGUAUGAACACUCUGCAAGUAAAGAAGUAGUGCAAUUCAUUACCCUUCAAGAUCUUUGGAUACAUUUGAUUUCACCACCUGCCCUGCAUAAACCAGAUGUAAAACCGGAGCCAAGAAUGCUCUAUCCACGCUGCUGGCGCCGACGGUCAUGAUCCACGGAGCCGUAUUGGACAACGUAGCCGGCGCGGGCCCGGAAUUCCCGGCGCUACACGAGACAACAAUGUUCUUCUUAAUCGCGUGGAGCGCGCCGAUCGCGAUGGAGUCUUGAUUAAACGGCGUGGGCUGGUUGGUCCCGAUGGAAAUGCUGAUCACAUCCACACCGUCCCUUAUCGCAUCAUCGAUGGCCGCUAGCAUGUCCUCUUCGAAACACGUGUUCCCCUCUUCUUUGCCCUUCGCCGGAACCGCCCAACAAACUUUGUACAUGGCUAGCCUGGCGAGCGGCGCGCCGCCCGAGGCUAUGCCUGCGGCGAAGCCGCCCAGGGCGGAGACGUUUUCCACUCUCCGGCCGGCGGCGGUGGAGGACGUGUGCGUUCCGUGGCCAUCCUUGUCGCGGGGAGACUUGUAGUCUAGUGUCCUGUUUAGUGGGCCAUAGUAGCUUUCGUAGCCCUUGAGGUAGUAUUUGGCGCCAAUUAUCUUCCUGGGAAAAAACAAAAAGAACCAAAAUUCAUGGGUUGAUAACGAUAAUGAUUCAAAUGAUGCA